Cotesia glomerata is the source of this 1148-nucleotide messenger RNA. RefSeq lists its product as uncharacterized. The record is from RefSeq and is a predicted model, not a curated record. Bases 387 to 782 code for a protein of 131 amino acids. The transcript has 2 exons. NCBI's taxonomy places the organism in Eukaryota, Metazoa, Arthropoda, Insecta, Hymenoptera, Braconidae.
AUUUUAUUGAUAUAUUUUGGUAGGUUAAUUAUCAAAAUAUUACAAAAAGCACCCCUUCAUACUUUAUAAAGUCGUUCAACGGUUCAUAUUCCAUUAACAAAACCCUCGCUUAUCUAGCUUUGUUUGUUUUACAAACAUGGACUAGAUAACAUGGCUAAGUGAAUAAUAAUUAACCUAUUAAUUGCGAGGUCACACAUGUAUCCCGGAUCCACUUAGCACGUCCAACUGCAGUGAUUCAUUCAAAACAGUUAUCUUAUUAUGACACAAGUAUCUCUAGGACCCCUGACAUUUAUAUCUUAAUCACUUUUGCAAUCUAUAUAAGCACCAAUCGUAUGUACCAAAUCGAGACCAUAUCGAGCUGUAUUCCGUGACAGUCAGUGCAAAUAAUGACCCCGAAGAUAUUCAGUAUUGUCAAGCUUUCCGGAGUCUUGGAGCCGGUCAGAAAUUCCUACGUGAUCGUCCCGACGUCGUGGGUCAACAGCAAGGAUGAUGGUUCCGUGACAGUUCCCUACCCAUCAGCAGACCAAUUGGAGAUGGAAUUUGUAAGGAUUAUCACCUGUCAACCAGCGCUAGCAGAAUGGAACGAGUAUCAGGGUGUCGUCGAACGUGAAGCAGAUACUUAUCAAGCUGGCAUGCUGUACGUGAAGCAUAGAGACAGCACGCCUUUGGAUGAAGAACUUUUGAUGCUCUGGACUCGCAUCUGCCUCGAGUACGUGGACGAACUUGGACGUUUUCACCCUGCUGCAAUAAUCUGCAAAAUUUGGUCGCGCUUUUGGAAGUAAGGAUAUUACUAGAUAAUCCUUUGUGCUGCAAUUGUUGUAAAAUAACGUAAGUUAUUAAAGAGCAUUUCAUUUACUUGAAGUUUUUCUCUCUCUGUUAGAAACGCGCUGACCAAUCUCAGUUCCAGUGACCUUCAUUAAGUUUUUAUGAUAAGUGAAAGCAGUUUUAGUAAUUCUUAACGAAAAUCAACAUUAAGCACCCUAUGUAUUUUUACGUUACGUACCCUAUGUGAAGUUACGUAAAUAAUUCAAGUAGAGGCGCUUGGCAGAAUUCUAGAUGAAGCGCAUUAUUUUCUUUGCACUAUCCCUACAUGAAAAUUCUUAUUAACUCGCUUUAAUCUCAAUAUUAGUAGAAGUAAACUGCAAAUA